Molecule: messenger RNA, 843 nt
Organism: Rhododendron vialii
Lineage: Eukaryota; Viridiplantae; Streptophyta; Magnoliopsida; Ericales; Ericaceae
Exons: 3
Coding region: 34-828 (264 amino acids)
Source: RefSeq, a predicted model, not a curated record
AUACAUAGGUACUUUUAUGAAGUAUUGCAUGCGAUGCUGAACUUCUCAAAAGAGAUGAUUGUUAACACACCUUAUGAUCAACCGGCACAUCAAAUACGAGAGAACCGUCGUAUUAGACACAUAUUUCAGGGUGCGGUAGGUGCGCUUGACGGAACUCUUAUUUCGGCAGUUGUGCCAUGUGAUCAACAAAUUCCAUACAGAGGACGAGGAAGAGGAGAAUGUUACCAAAAUGUGCUUGCUAUAUGUGACUUUGAUAUGUUGUUUACAUUUGUGUGGGCUGGUUGGGAAGGGGUAGCACAUGACUCACGGGUGCUAAGAGAAACUAUGAGUGAUCCAGCAAACAACUUUCCAAUUCUUCCUCCAAGAAAAUACUUUUUAUGUGAUGCAGCAUACACUCAUACACGUAGAUUUAUGGCACCAUACCGGAAUGUGCGGUAUUGGUUAGCUGAUUUCCAAAAUGGUCGGCGUCCUAGGAAUAAAGAAGAGCGAUUCAACCUCGCACAUGCGAGGUUACGGAAUGUGAUUGAGCGUGCUUUUGGAGUUCUGAAGUCUCGUUUUCCAAUACUAAAAAGGAUGUCAUCAUAUCCUUUCGCGGUACAAAGAAAUAUGGUGAUUGCUUGCAUAACCAUGCACAAUUUUAUUCGGAGGACUUGCAUUUCAGAUCAAUUUCUUGACGAAUUCAACGAUCCAAAUGCUUCUUACAGCAAUGCUCAACAUCAUGUGGAUAAUUUCGAAGCAGGUGGAGGAUCGACCCAAGCUGAUCAAAUUUUUAUGCUCACCUUACGAGAGCAAAUUGCAACGCAUUUGAAUGCUAUAAACUACACUUGAGUGUUAAAUUUGAUU